AUGGAUAGUAACCGUGCUUUUCGAACCAUUUUAUAUGCCGCAUUUCUCAUUGAAAGUGCCACAGCAGCGGGUGGUAUUUUUGGUUUGAAAGCUCUUACCGGCAAUAUGCCUUAUAUUGGAUUUGGUAAUCCGUGGAUAACCUAUCCAAGAAUUGCUCAUGGUGGAGCUGGUCUUUAUUCACCAUAUUCGUUAUGGAGAUAUGGUGGUAUAUCCGGUGGAUACGGUAAUGCAGGCAUAUACAAUCCAUAUCAAACAUAUUUAUUUAAUCAAUUCGGAUCACAACCAUUAACCACUUCGUCCAGAUUGUCAAAUCUUUUGACCACAACCUCAUUAAGUGGUGGAGGAGGAGGAUAUUACAGAGGUAGAGGAAAUCCUUGGAUAACUCAAUAA
Molecule: messenger RNA, 390 nt
Organism: Acanthocheilonema viteae
Lineage: Eukaryota; Metazoa; Nematoda; Chromadorea; Rhabditida; Onchocercidae
Source: the annotation of a GenBank genome assembly